Humulus lupulus (European hop) is the source of this 1074-nucleotide messenger RNA. Its product is annotated as protein PIR-like. The coding region runs from base 1 to 840 and encodes 279 amino acids. The record is from RefSeq and is a predicted model, not a curated record. Gene Ontology annotation, molecular function: small GTPase binding; RNA 7-methylguanosine cap binding. Gene Ontology annotation, cellular component: SCAR complex. NCBI's taxonomy places the organism in Eukaryota, Viridiplantae, Streptophyta, Magnoliopsida, Rosales, Cannabaceae. Gene Ontology annotation, biological process: cell morphogenesis; regulation of actin filament polymerization; regulation of translation. The transcript is spliced from 6 exons.
AUGCUUUCUUGUUAUCAUUUUAGAUUAUCGCUUGAGCUUAAUAUUUAUGAUGGUUUUGGAUACCUUGUGUCAUGCAAUGUAGAGUUUCCAUUCGAAUUCUGGGCCUUAGAAGUUGCACAAGAAGCUAUUUGUAGUUGUCUUGAUGCUCGCACAAGAGAAUUGGAAGCUGAAGCUUAUUCAGCUUUAGAUGAGCUGACCUCCAAGGUUAUUACUCUUGAGGAUGUAAUAAAGGGAAUGAAGGAGAAUUCUACACCAAAGUGGAAUGAUGUAGUUGUUUUCAUUCUUCCUGAGUUUGACAGACAUUAUCUGAUCAUUAAUCACAUUGGAUCUAUCCGUGCUGAGCAUGAUGACUUUACUAUUCGUUUUGCUUCCGCCAUGAACCAGCUUUUGUUGCUGAAAUCAGCGAAUAGUACAGAUGCUGAGUGGUGCAAAGAAGUUAAGGGAAGCAUAUAUGAUAUGGUUGUUGAAGGUUUUCAGAUUUUAAGCAGAUGGACUGCACACAUCUGGGAACAAUGUGCAUGGAAGUUUUCUCGGCCCUGCAAAGAUGUUCCUCUGGAAUUACAGGAGGCAUCAGCAUCUUUUUCUGACUACGAAAAGGUUGUACGAUAUAAUUACAGUUCAGAGGAAAGGAAAGCCCUGGUUGAACUUGUUAGCUAUGUUAAAAGCAUUGGAUCCAUGAUGCAGCAAUGUGAUACAUUGGUGGAUGAUGCUUUAUGGGAAACAAUACAUGCAGAGGUCCAGGAUUUUGUCCAGAAUACAUUGGCUACUAUGUUGAGGACUACCUUUCAGAAGAAGAAGGAUCUCUCUAGGUGGGAUUUUACUUUGUUUUUAGUUAUUUAAAUGGUUAACAUAUUUGUUAUUUACUCUGAUUGACUCAAUUGGACAUUCCAUCUAAAAAGUUGAUGCUACCCUGAUAUACACUAUGCCUAGAAUCAUUACACUAGUAAGACAACAAAUUUCCAAAUGAAAAUAUUUCCUUUCCUGAAUUUCAAGGCUAAUUCAUUUAAUAUCCUAUUAUGUAUAUUAGUUGUAUUACGAGUAGGAUGUUCCAAAAAACUUAUAUGUUGAUUUGAU